UUCCCAGAAGGCCACGCAGCGUCCCCGGCGCGGGUAAAGCCCGGGAGCCUCGCCCGCUCCGAAAGGGCGCGGGACUUUCGCCGCACUGCAUUAUGGAAUACAUAGUCUGAGAAAACGUCUUCGGGCCAAAGUACCCACGAAACUCACGUGUUUGCCUUGUGCAUUGGAGGUAGGGGGGUGGGGGGAGGGGGUCAAUAAAGAGUAGCUACCAGAUUUCGUCAUAAAACCGCGACCAGACAGGCGGCGCCAUCUUCGAACUUGGACUUCCGGAAGGACUUUGGUGAGGGUCUCGCAUUUAUUACCGAACCAACCUACUGGUGUGGAGGUGUAGUCACAGAGAAAAUCAUUUCCAUGAUAAGACAAGUCUACGGCCAGGGGCAGCCAUUUUAGGGGGUGCUGAUGGAUACCUGCGGGGUCGGCUGUGUUGCCCUGGGGGAGGCCGGCCCCGUGGGGAACAUGACUGUGGUAGUGUCUCCUGGACAAGAGGUGCUAAAUCAGCUUGAUGUCAAGGCCUCUUCAGAAACAACUAGUGCUGAGGCUUCCAUAGAGAUGUCUUUACCUACACCUUUGCCUGGAUUUGAGGAUUCUCUUGAUGAGAGGAGGCUCCCUGCAGAACAAGAAAGCCUCUCCAGACUUGAACAGCAAGAUCUUUCUUCAGAGAUGUCAAAGGUCUCAAAGCCUAGGGCCUCAAAGCCUGGCCGGAAGAGAGGUGGUAGCACACGGAAAGGCCCCAAAAGGCCCCAACAACCUAAUCCUCCAUCAGCCCCUCUGGUUCCUGGUCUCUUAGAUCAAUCCAACCCUCUGUCCGCCCCCAUGCCUAAGAAACGAGGUCGAAGGUCCAAGGCAGAGCUGCUACUGCUGAAGUUGUCCAAAGACCUAGAUCAGCCAGAGUCUCCACCUCCAAAGAGGCCCCCUGAGGACUUUGAGACCCCUCCUGGGGAACGACCCCGCCGAAGGGCUGCCCAAGUGGCACUUCUGUACCUUCAGGAACUGGCUGAAGAGCUCUCAACGGCCCUGCCCGCUCCAGUGUCCUGUCCUGAGAGCCCCAAGGUGAGCAGCCCUGCCAAACCGAAGAAAAACCGGCAGCAGGCAGCCUGUCAAGGUGGAGAAGAAGAAGAUGACACUGCACGGGAUGAAGACUUCGUUCUCCAGGUUGAGGCUGAAGAUGGAGAUGAAAGCGAGGGCCCAAGUGAGAGCUCCUCUGACCCUGAGCCUGUGGUGCCUCAAAGCACCCCACGAGGAUCCACUUCAGGGAAGCAGAAGCCACACUGCCGGGGAAUGGCUCCCAAUGGCUUACCAAAUCACAUCAUGGCUCCUGUUUGGAAGUGCCUCCAUCUCACCAAGGACCUCCGAGAGCAGAAGCAUUCAUACUGGGAGUUUGCAGAAUGGAUUCCGUUGGCCUGGAAGUGGCACUUGUUAUCUGAACUUGAGGCGGCUCCCUACCUGCCCCAGGAAGAGAAGUCUCCACUGUUUUCUGUCCAGCGUGAAGGACUUCCUGAGGACGGCACGCUCUACCGAAUAAACAGAUUUAGCUCGAUCACAGCACACCCAGAGCGCUGGGAUGUGUCCUUCUUCACGGGGGGGCCCCUCUGGGCUCUGGACUGGUGUCCGGUACCAGAGGGGGCGGCAGCUUCGCAGUAUGUGGCCCUUUUCUCCAGCCCUGACAUGAAUGAGACACACCCACUGAGCCAGCUUCAUUCGGGUCCUGGGCUGCUCCAAGUCUGGGGCCUUGGGACCUUGCAACAGGAAAGCUGUCCUGGCAACAGGGCUCACUUUGUCUAUGGGAUUGCUUGUGACCACGGCUGCAUCUGGGACCUCAAGUUCUGCCCCAGUGGAGCAUGGGAACUUCCAGGCACCCCUCGGAAGGCUCCUCUCCUGCCCAGGUUGGGCCUCUUGGCUCUUGCCUGCUCCGACGGGAAGGUGCUGCUGUUCAGUCUGCCCCAUCCGGAGGCCCUGCUGGCUCAGCAGUCCCCAGAUGCAAUGAAGCCCGCCAUCUAUAAGGUACAAUGUGUGGCAACCCUUCAGGUAGGGUCUAUGCAAGCUUCGGACCCCUCUGAGUGCGGUCAGUGCCUUAGCCUGGCCUGGAUGCCCACCCGGCCCCAUCAUCACCUGGCUGCUGGCUACUAUAAUGGU
Molecule: messenger RNA, 2133 nt
Organism: Leptonychotes weddellii (Weddell seal)
Lineage: Eukaryota; Metazoa; Chordata; Mammalia; Carnivora; Phocidae
Source: RefSeq, a predicted model, not a curated record